CCGUCGUCAUUCAUCAUUAGAUAUUAUGGCAAGUCAUCAUUAUGAAUGGUCACAAACCAUUCAUACUAUCACUAUUAUGGUCCAAGUUCCGUAUACUACUUCAACUCGCGAUAUUUCUGUAUUCAUAGACAAGUCACAAGUUGAAAUAAGUGUUGGUGGAAAAGUUGUAUUUGGUCAACACUUGUUAGAUAGUGUGACCAGUCAAGAAGAUUGGAUUCCUUGGCAACUGGAAGAAACAGCAAAAGGAAAGUUUCUCAUAGUCGAAUUGGAAAAAUUGAAAGACUACUGGUGGAACCAAUUAGAGUAUUCAAGUGAUAUUGUUGAUAUGUCUUUGCAAGAGACUAUCACAAACACUCCAGUAAAGCAACAAGAAACAGUCGUUGAAGAUGUGACUGAUGAAGAGAAGAUGGAAAUAUUUUUACAAAACAUUCAAUCCAGAAAGGAGAAUAAAGUGGAUAUAGGGGGACAAGAGGAGGAUGUGUUGGGCAUACCCGUAACUCCUGAGAAUGUACAACAAGUAGUGGAAACUUAUCGUCGUGGAGUUGAAGAAAAGGAAAGUGGAAUAGCAGCCUUUCAUUUGGGACGAUUGUAUCAUUUUGGUAUUUGUUUGGAUACGAAUUAUCGAGAAGCUUUGCAAUGUGAAGGAGGUUAUGGAAUUGAACAGAAUUGGGAACAAGCUAUACAACUUUGGCAAAUGGGAGCAGAUAAUGGAAACCCUUAUGCCAUGUACAACUUGGGAGUUUUAUAUCUUCAUGGAAAUGGUUGUCAACAGGAUGUGACUAGAGCAUUGUUAUUGUUGAAAGCAGCCAAUAGUUUAGAUCCUUCUCUUGUCAUACCUGAUAUUCCUGUGUUUCAACAAUCAACUCCUUUGAACAAGACGACUAGAAAGAAGAAGAAGAAUAAGAAGCUAAGUGAAGAAGAGAGACAACGAGUUUAUGAAGAAUUCCGUACAUUGGCAAAGUAUUGUGCUUGGACAGGAGUGGGAUUGUGUGCCAUUGGCAUUACUUGGAAACUCAUUCGUCAUUAUUUAGAUAAUCGUUUAUAAGCUAUUGUCAAUCAAUCAUGUGU
Molecule: messenger RNA, 1068 nt
Organism: Galdieria sulphuraria
Lineage: Eukaryota; Rhodophyta; Bangiophyceae; Galdieriales; Galdieriaceae
Product: Sel1 domain protein repeat-containing protein
Exons: 3
Coding region: 26-1045 (339 amino acids)
Biological process (GO): ERAD pathway
Cellular component (GO): endoplasmic reticulum membrane
Molecular function (GO): protein binding
Source: RefSeq, a predicted model, not a curated record